GGACAACAUUGACGAGCUCGGAUUUGGGCGGACUGCCGCUAGUCUUGUAUUGCAUUUUGAUUGCCAAAUUCUGGGAUAUCUAAAGAAUUGCCCCUUUUGAGGCCUUCAGUUGUGCAGCUGAAGGGUGACGGCAACAUGGAUGAUGCCGAUUCGGCCAACCCGCAGCUGCUAGCUUGGGUCAAAGAAUGGCUCGAUCUGGCGCGCGAACGCAAUUCGAAAGGUGUUACAACUUACAGAACUGCUUAUAAUUCGUUAAAAGCAUGUCCAAUCACCUUUGAACACCCUGCACAGUUGCAGCAGCUCAAAGGUUUCGGCCCCAAACUCUGCGAACGCCUUGAGCAGCAAUUAAAGAAACUCUGCGAACAAAAUGGCCUGCCUAUGCCCCCACACCCCAGGUCUCGUAAGGCGAUACCAGUUGCUGGAGUCGACAAUGGCGAGAGCUCUUCAAGGCCUGCCAAAAAAGCACGGAAGCCUAAAGCAUAUGUUCCUGCUUUACGCUCUGGAGCCUUUGCCUUAGUAGUUGGCCUUUCUACAUUGGAUGAAGACUCUUCUGUUGGAAUGACAAAGGCGGAACUCAUCGAAGUUGCACAACUGCAUUGCGACUCAUCCUUCUCGGCUCCUAGCGACCCUACCAAAUUUUACACUGCCUGGAACUCGAUGAAAACUUUGCUGCAAAAGGAAUUGGUGUACGAAAGAGGACGACCUCUACGGAGAUACGCCUUAACUGAUGAAGGAUGGGAAGUUGCAAAACGUAUAAAAGACACGGAGCACUGGCAGGCCGAGAAUGGAAGAGCUAAAGACCCGACUUCAGCACAGCCUGUUAAUCCAGUUUGCCAACCAAAAUCCAAUCAUAGGCCUAGGUCGCCUUCGAUUGAAAUUUUCGAACCUGCGAAAGCGCCUUCAGAAUACCAAAACGUUGUGUCUGAUGGCCCAACAGUGUCGGACGACAAUUCGUUGCCAAAUUUUACACCAAUUCGACUACCUCCGGGAUCCUUUACUGUUAACUUAGUGCUAGACGUUCGCGAGGUCAGAGCGAAGACUGAUCGCGAUUACAUGCAAGAGGAGCUUGCAAAACUGGGCGCAAAACCCAUCAUGCGCAGUAUGGAACUUGGAGAUGCCCAGUGGAUCGCAAAAUGCCAUGAUCCAAAUCUGCUCCUAUCACAAGGUGCUGAGGGCGAUGAGGUCAUUUUGGACUGGAUUGUUGAAAGGAAACGCCUUGAUGACCUGAUUGGGAGUAUCAAGGAUGGCAGAUUCCACGAGCAAAAGUUUCGUCUGCAGCGAUCAGGUGUGAGGAAAGUUAUUUACAUCAUCGAAGAGAUCUCCAUGGACCCGGAAGUAACAUCUAGAUAUACCGAAGCCGUCCGGUCAGCCAUUGCCUCCACACAAGUAGUCAAUGGCUACUUUGUGAAGAGGACGGCAAAAAUGGACGACACAGUCAGGUAUCUUGCUCGCAUGACAGCGAUGCUGAAGCGGACAUACGAGAGCAAACCACUCAACGUCAUUCCUACCAAAAUUCUUACAUCUCAGAAUUAUCUUCCUCUGCUAAAGCACCUGAGAGAAUCUAUAUCUCCAGACUGGUAUAUCACUUAUCCCGCCUUUUCGUCACUUGCAUCCAAGUCAGAGUCUAUAACCCUGCGAGACGUAUUUUUGAAAAUGCUUAUGACCACCAAGGGCGUCACGGGAGAAAGAGCGCUCGAGAUUCAGAAGCGUUGGAAAACUCCAUAUGAUUUUGUCAAGGGUUUUGAGGCCUGCGGAAGUGGCGAACAGGGGCUGAAACGCAAACGCGAGCUGGUCUUUAGUCAGACAAGUCAUCUUGUCGGACGAAAGAAGUUUACCAAGGCUUUGAGCACCAAAAUUGCAGAAGUCUGGGGUGAUGCAUGAUAGUUUUGUAUACGUGCGAGGAGACGAACGUGUACGGAUAUUGGGAAAGGAGGGAUAUUCCGAUUAUACUGAAAGGCAGACGGUGUCAACAGGAUGGAAUGACCG
Molecule: messenger RNA, 1986 nt
Organism: Fusarium oxysporum Fo47
Lineage: Eukaryota; Fungi; Ascomycota; Sordariomycetes; Hypocreales; Nectriaceae
Product: crossover junction endonuclease MUS81
Exons: 1
Coding region: 136-1881 (581 amino acids)
Biological process (GO): DNA catabolic process; double-strand break repair via break-induced replication; resolution of meiotic recombination intermediates
Cellular component (GO): nucleus; Holliday junction resolvase complex
Molecular function (GO): crossover junction DNA endonuclease activity; DNA binding; 3'-flap endonuclease activity
Source: RefSeq, a predicted model, not a curated record